UGCUCGUCUCCUCGGAAGCUCACUCAGCAACGAUGACCACUAUAUAUCCGGGAAACUGCCACUGCGGUACCGUGCGCUUCGAGAUCCAUCUCUCCAGUCCAUUCCAGACGACUUUCGCCUGCCCAUGUAGAAUCUGCGCGAAAAGAGGCUGUCCAUGGAUUUUCACUCAAAAUGAUGAACUGAGGUUCACCAAGGGCCGCGAUACACUAGCCAGAUACAAGACUCAGAAGGGGGAGUUUGAGGUACGCUGAACCAUCUUCACUGAUGCAGAUUUGGCCCCACUGACUUGACUUCUGCGAUUGACUUGUAACCGGUUCUAGUUCUGUGCUUCAUGCGGUACCCAGAUCACGGUCCGCAAUC
Messenger RNA from Aspergillus uvarum CBS 121591, 360 nucleotides. RefSeq lists its product as uncharacterized. Lineage: Eukaryota; Fungi; Ascomycota; Eurotiomycetes; Eurotiales; Aspergillaceae. Gene Ontology annotation, molecular function: carbon-sulfur lyase activity. The transcript has a single exon. The record is from RefSeq and is a predicted model, not a curated record. Bases 33 to 251 code for a protein of 72 amino acids.